Python bivittatus (Burmese python) is the source of this 5673-nucleotide messenger RNA. RefSeq names its product cytoplasmic phosphatidylinositol transfer protein 1-like. Gene Ontology annotation, biological process: phospholipid transport. Gene Ontology annotation, cellular component: cytoplasm. Gene Ontology annotation, molecular function: phosphatidylinositol transfer activity; phosphatidylinositol binding. The record is from RefSeq and is a predicted model, not a curated record. NCBI's taxonomy places the organism in Eukaryota, Metazoa, Chordata, Lepidosauria, Squamata, Pythonidae.
UUGCAAUGUCCAGAACUGGAACAAAGGACUUUCUGAGUUGGUCCAAUAUUUUACCAGGGUCCAAAUUCUGAACCCAUUGGGGUGAUGAUAACUGAUUCUGAUUUGAGUCUAGACAACGUCCACUGAGGCAUUUUAGUUUUGGAAAUGCACACAGCAGGAUCUGUUUUCCACCCGUAGAAGCUGGUUGGCGCAGUCCGUGCUGUUUGUUCAAUGGAUGAGCUGAGCAACAUGUACGUAAUACCUGUCAGACCUUUGAGGUAGGCCAGGCCAGGAAAUAGACUGCAUGAAUAAUCCUGGAGCUCUGCUUUGCUGAUAGAGGCUGGAGGAACAGAAUCUUGAAAGCCUGGGAGCAUUCUCCCUCCCUCUUCGACUCAAGGAAGUUAAGGUGGAACUAAUCUGUUUCUUUCUAAUGUUUUUUUCCCCCUGUCCUGGGCUCAGAUCAGGUUUUGCUAAUUGCCAUUGCAUUGUUUGUCCAAGGUUAUCUCUGCAAUACCUGCUGGAGGGCUGGGCUGGCUGACUGCUUAGUCAGGGGUCUUCCAGAUAAAGCAAUUCAUGGAAAGUUGGCAUCAGUUGGCUAAAUGAGAGCUAGCCACCAGGGAACAUCAUCAUGGUGUCAUUGGCUUGGAAGGAGAAGAAGUGCCAGGACACUCCCAUCUCAGUUCCUCAGAACUGCUUUUGAUCUUUCAUGGGUACCAAUUCUGCAACCUCGUCCUGGAACCUGAGCCCCAUCACUGCAUGGGCCAAUCGUCCCAUUAGGGAUUUUGAGAACAUGUCACAAGCACUCUCUAAAAGGGGUGGCCACGGUGAGCAUGCCCAGGUGCAAAAAAGCUCAUUUCCCAGAAGAAAAAUUCAGGAGGUUGCUCCUCCCACCCCUUCUAAACCUCCAAGUUGCUUUCUCCCACCCCAGCUUGUCUUUAUCUUCUCUAGACCCUCCCAAACAACGUUCUGGGUUUCAACCACUUUCUGCUGUUUUAUAUCCCAGGGUGAAAGAUGAUGCUGAAGAUGGAUUUUGUGCUUUGUAACCAGCCAGCUUCCCCUUUUUUAAAAAAGAAAAGAAUCUUGGAAAUAUAAUUCUACUAAGUGAAUCAUCACACCUGGGGGUGUCUUAAUUUAGUAUGGGAACAGGCAGCAGAAUUCAAGCUUACUUCAAAGGUACUCUCUGUUCCAGAAGAUUCCCAGUCUCAUAUUGGUAGGGAUGGUCUGUAUCCACGCAGAAGCACACUUGCUUGCUCACUUUCCUACAUUGACAAAAUAGCCUGGCCCUGGGAAGUGACUUGGGGACAUCAGCGUUUUCCUGCAGCUCUCCGGAGAUCUAGAUGAUGCUUUCCCUGAGGAACCUCCAGGGGCCACUGGGUUGGUGUCGAGUCCCCGUUUCCAUCUGAAGAGUGUUUCUCUGCAAGGGGAACAUUGAGCAUCCAGAACCCAAGAGCAGCAAUGCUGGUGAAAGAGUAUCGGAUCUGUAUGCCGCUCACCACUGAAGAGUAUCGUGUUGGGCAACUUUACACCAUCAGUAAGCACAGCCAUCAGGAAAGCGACAGAGGAGAAGGGGUGGAAGUGGUGAAAAACGAGCCGCACGAGGACCCCGUCCACGGCCGGGGCCAGUUCACCGAGAAGCGGGUCCACCUGUCCAGCAAACUGCCUAGCUGGGCUCGUGCAGUAACACCACGGAUCUUCUAUAUCACGGAGAAGGCCUGGAACUAUUAUCCAUAUACCAUCACAGAGUACACGUGCUCCUUUCUGCCCAAAUUUUCUAUCUACAUAGAAACCAAGUACGAAGAUAAUUGUGGAAAUAGCACCGACAUCUUUCCCAGUGAAAAAAUCUUGGGAGACCAUGAAGUGAUGUUCCUGGACAUCGCGUUUGAUGAAGUUCCAGACCGUUACUACAGGAGCCUAGAGGAUCUCCGAUCCUUCUGCUCAGCCAAGACGGGUCGUGGGCCACUACAGGAGGGCUGGCGGGAACAUACACAGCCCAUCAUGUGCUCCUACAAACUGGUGACAGUCAAAUUUGAAGUCUGGGGGCUGCAAACACGGGUAGAGCAAUUUGUCCAUAAGGUCAUUCGAGAUAUUUUACUCAUCGGCCAUCGCCAAGCCUUCGCCUGGGUGGACGAGUGGUGUGGCAUGACGAUGGAUGAGGUCCGCUUAUAUGAGAAGGAGACUCAGGAGGCCACCAAUGAAAUUGUGGGCAUCAUGACGCCUACCAUCUCCAUCAGUGAAGUGUGCCUGCCCCCCAGCACUCAGAGUGCCCCUUCCAGUGCCCCCUCCACACCCCUGAGUGGUGAAGCCCCUGAGUUCCUCAGCGUUCCCAAGGACCGCCAACGGAAAAAAUCAGCUCCAGAAAUGCUCUCGCUGCCAGUGCUGCGGGAACGUUCCAACCUGGAGUAACAGCUGCCUCGUGCUCAGAGCCCCUGUCCCCACCUGCACAAAGGAGCUCCCUAAUUCAUUUCCACAGAAGGGGAUGUGGGGUCUCUGAUGCCCUUGUUUUUCUAAAUAUUUCCUUACCAUCCAGGCUUUGCCUUGAACCCAGCAGUGCUCAUUUAUUAGGCAGCAGAGGGAACUCCAGCUGAUAUGCCACCUUGGGAGAUCUUGGGAGAUCCCCAGAUCUUGGGAGCAUCUUUAAGCCUUCUGAUCUGUUCCCAGUUCCUCCACUAUCCAAUUCCUGGUCCUGUCUUUGCUGCCUUGGGUCAAAAGGGUUUCAGGGGGGCAUGCCUGAUCCAUAGCUUGACCUUCUAGCCUACAUGGGCUCAACCAUCUUGAGUUUGGAGUCUCCUGCCUCUGUGGGGACAGGCGUUGGGCAUGGCCUGGUUGCAGAUGAAAAGCUGUUCAAUAUAAAUUCCAUGUCAAAAAACCAUCCUGGAAAUAGCAGCUCUGUGAUGAGGGCAGGCUGAAAAGGAAUCCCGAGGACCUAAUUAAACCACAAUUUCUAGCAUCCUUUGAGGAAAGGAAAGGCAGUUGUUAAAUUGUGCGUGUGCGUGUACACACAUGGGUUAUAUCCACAAAUAGAGCACAAAUAAUCCAGACGCUGAAAGCUCUGUUAAACAGUCUUAUGUAUUUCAGAGUUGAGUCUUCUUGCACCAACCAAAGUCAAAUUGUUCUCUUAAGCAGGGGAGUUCUUCAACUGAAUUUCACACCCUGGGCUCAAGAGAGGUUGGUUGAGACCUCUAGGAAGAGUGCCCUGCCUCAUUCUCGAAGUCUACGGUUUGCAAGAAAAACAGGAAAUUGUCAGAGAAAAGGGGGGCAUCAAAGGAAGAUGGGUGACCCCAGUCACCACUUCUUCAGUCUUACCUAAAUUGUGGGCCCCAACAAUUUACAUUUGGUAUGUCUCCGUUUUAAAGCAAAGUUGAAAGGCAUUUUUGCCUUUCUUUGCUAAUUGUAUACUGGCAAGCUACUUGGCUAAAUGCUUUCCUGCUGUUUAAAGCAGGUAAAAGCAUACAUUAAGCUUGCUUUGCAUGCUGGUCAGCUGUAUAUUGCCAUCUGCUGAUAACUGCCACAGGUAAAAGAAUUGCACUGAACAUCUGAAACCCGUUGACCAAUCUGGUUGCUUAAAGACACGUUUCUGGUCCUUAGGGGAGCAGAGUUUGCAAAGUAGUAUUGGCAAUAUUGCUGUAUUAUUUCAGAGCAGGAAUAGGCAACUAAUGUUCUCCAGAUAUUGUGGACUACAAGAUACAAUUCAUUACCUUUGGCUGAAGCUGAUGGGAGUUGAAACCCCAAACUUCUGCAGGGCCCAUCCAGUUACUUGCUUUGGAAGUUGGGACUUGGCAGGUAUUUUGGAAGACCUGGGAAGUGCCUCUUUUCAUUCCUAGCCUAGCAUCUCCAGGGAGAAUUCAGAAAAACCAGUCUGGAAGUCUGGAGAAUGGCCAUAGAUGGCCUAAGAAUGCAACUGGACAUGCAACUUGCAUCUAGUCCCAGAACGAUGCAGAAUGCAGUACAAACAGGAUUCCUCCCGGUCAUUCUGCAGCCUGAACUCAAGUCAUUCCUUGCUAACUAGCAGCUCUCAGAUGGAUGAGAAUCCUAACAGCCAGAUCUUCAACUAAGGUGUCUUAAAUUUGUGGGAUUCUCUCGGGUCUAUUGGAUACCCCAUCAAACACCAUACAGGCCUAUAAAUGCAUCCUCUUGAGUCUUUGGCACUUUGAACCAUCAGCUUUAUUCCCAUGGCAACCAAUGGCCUCUUCUCUCUACGGCUGGGGAUCUUUCCAUAGCCGCGACAGCAAAGAUACCUUCUCGAGAUCCAUUCCUGGGACCAAGGUGUACUGCCUUCUGGCCAACUUUUCCACCAUCAUUAACUGCUUCUACUGGGAAAGGGGCCUCUGCUGAGUGGUGUUGCCAAUUCCAUGGACAUAAGCCUUUCUAGUCUUUGUACAAACACAAUUUGUAUUUGCACUGUUGUGCAGGAACAGCCCUGUCUCCCCUUCCUCUGCUCAAGCGUUGAUUCCAUGCUUAUGUUGGUGGAUUGGUGUUCUCUUCCUCUCUCCCCUCCCCUGUACGCCAGUGGACAAGUUGUAUCUUCAGCCCACAAAAAUAUGGGUGGAUUCUAGAGGCAAGCAGCACAAGAAGACAUUCAGAUGAAAGUUUGCACAACUGAGUAUUCCACAAUAGAGAAACAAGAACUUGGUGGCUGAAGUUGUUCUUGUGUAUGUUUCUGGAUUCCACUGGCCAUUGUCCAACCAGGAGGAAGGCAAAGUUGAGGUCUGUGUCUGCUAUAAUAUAUGUUGGAGGCAUUAUGGGUUGUAUAGACCUGUUUCAUUGGCCUUAUGGGGAUGCUACACCAAUAACCCCAUCUCAAUUGUCUUAUGUACAGUUUUGGGGGUGGAAAUGUCCAAUCCUCUUAAAACUGUAUACUUCCAAGUCUUUGAAGAAUCCAAAUACCGGCACAGAAGAAUCAAGAGACUGUUCUUAUGACCACUUGGUAGCCUCUACUCUAAGACUUGGCUAAGAAUGAACUUGUAUUUCUCCUUGGAAGGAGAGAAGAGAAGUAGGAAAAGAAUCCUGUAAAUAUUUUGUGAUUUGUGAUUGUGAUACAGCAGUACUGUAUGGUUUUGCUUUUGUUUUUUAAUUGGAGCGAUAAAGGCCGCUUCUUAUGGAAAGCUUUCCUAUGAUUGUUGAAUUGGUUUGGCACACUUGGGGUGGACACAUGGCAUUAGCAAGCAUGGCUUGAUUUCUCUCCUCCCUUCAUUUACAACAGUGUCACUAGCUUCUCCCCAUUAAUCUUCAGAACUCACAAAAAGUGGUGAGAUCAUCCUGCAGAGCCAUAAUGUGGUUUUCUUUCGCUUAGCCCAAGGUACAAAUCUAGCAAAUGGUUUGUAAACAGCUGAUUAUUACUUAGCACAUUGUAUGAUGUGAGAGGAGGUCACUGUCAGCCCCUGGGAAUGGCAUGGCCAAGUGGAGCUUUUGAUCUGGGCUUCCCUAAUCUAGCUGCUAACCCAUAACUACAUCCCAGUGGCUAUUGUACAUCUUGAUUUUGAAUCUUGAAAGCAAUUCAGUCCAAAGCUAAAAUUCUGGAAACUUGUGGACCCAAGGCUCAUGGUGGUCAUUGAAAUGCAGGAUUAUAUAGAACUGAUCAGUGAGAGAACAGGCAGGGGACAAAGACCCUCUGGGCAUGUUUUUGCAUGCCAAGGACAGAUGAGCAACAUCUGUGAAUCCUUAAAGCAGUGUUUCUCAACCUUGGCAGCUUGAAGA